ACACAAGAAAAAUUGAAGGCAUCUCUUGCAAUAUUGUGCGCGCGUGGGGCGUACGAAGGAAAUAGCUUCAAACAGGGGAUGAACUUAUAUUACCGGGGAUAAGCAACUUUUUCCAUCGGAGGCCAGAUGCAGAUUUACUCAGUAUUUUCCAAACAAACCCCAUAAAUUUAGCAUAAAAUUCUAAUUGGCGUCUGAUGUAGAGACGAAAUAUGUGAUAAAUGGCUUUCCUUAUUUAGGAAAAAGCGAGACUCGAAAUGCAUCAAUCCCCCUAUGCAAAUUUGUCGUAAUGAAAUUUCUUGAACCGUAUACCAUGAAGGAGCGUAAAACUGAUAUUUUUUACAAGUAUUCCUUUGGCGUUAAAAUUAAGAUCUCAAAAUACUUCGUUGCUUGGAACGAUACGCGCUUCUAUUGGCAACCAGACAUAUUUUGGCGUCGAUGUCACUGAUCGAAUGGAAAUCAGGUUCCAGAAGGUGACCACUUCAACUGUUUUUCAAUAAUUUAGUUUCAGCCGGAAGAAAUAGCUGGAUAUUGAACAAAACAUAACAGGAGAAAAUAUCUCACGAGAAGACUUUCUGUUUCAAUUAGCAAAAGAACUUGCUUCAGAAUAUCAGACUUCAAGGCAAAUACCACACGAAGCUGAUAUACCAACUACAAAUGGCACUGUUUCUGUACGCAAAUGGUGUCAAAUAGAAUAUUUUAAUAACAAUAAGACUACAAAUAUUUGCAAUAAAUGCAAAAAAAGUCUAUGUAGAAAGUGUAUACACUGCAAAAUCUAUUGUGAGCAACAAACUGUAAACAAUUAAGUGUUUUGUUAUUUGACAAUGUCUAUUAGUCCAUUUAUCUAUCACAAUUAAUAUUGUUCAACUUAUUUUCGCCAUUUGAUAAGUAAUAGUACAGACUGGAACCACAAUAUUCAUUUUUUCUUAUACACCAGUCAUUUUGACUGGUGCUGGUAGAAAUAGGUAUAUAUAAAUAGCUGGUAAAUCUAGUGUUAACACGGGGUCGUUUCCAUACUAGGCGGUACAGGAUAGUCCCGAUCUUCUGAACAGACUUGAAUGAACUAAAAACAUCCGUAGCCGAUCGAGUCAACUAGAAAAAUAAGCUAGCGGCGGUCGCCGUUGGCCCCAUUUUUCUUGUUGAAAAAAACCGGCGUCGACAUUUUCAAAUAUGGCGUCGACCGCCGAAAUUUUUGACGACAGAAGUGUCUGUCUCCUGGUCUGCUAUACAUUUUCUGUAGGCGUUAAGAUCAACACUGAAAAAUAUUUCGACAUAAAAAAGCGCAAAAUAAAAAAAAUACUAAGUCAGCGCUAUUAUCUUAAGUCACCAAAGUGAAGUUGUGUACUCUAGCUUCUUCUUCUUCUUGGAUGGCACUACCGUUCCAGUGAAACUUUUGCCUUCUCAACGCAGCAUUACUUGCGUCAUUUUUAUUAGUAGUGCUUGGUUGAGAUUUCUAUGCCGAAUAACACGCCUUGAAUGUACUCUGGAGGGGCAAGCUCUAGAAUACGCGUGACCACAGUGCAAGCCGGAAGAAUUUUCUUUCACGAAAAAUCCCCCGACCAGAACGGGAAUCGAACCCGAACCCCCGGCAUGAUAGUGUGGGACGCUAACCACUCGGCCACGGGAGCACGUACUCUAGCGCCGAAUCGUAAUGAAAAUAUUCGGUGGCGGAGUUGCGCCGUGGCGAAUUUUCGUUCGGCAAUGAAACGAUUGCGAUGAGUUGUGAUGAUAUUGAAAGUGGAAUACAGCUGGAAUCCGACGAAUGCAUGGAAAUUGAGGUAGGUUCAGUUUGUAUUAAUCUAUGACUUCAGUAAAAAUUUUAUUACGACAAAAUUAAUUCAUAAUAAAAAUUGCGCUUUUUUCUGUGUGGCAUUCAUACCCCUGAGUUCACUUUUUAAAAACAUGAAUAGAAACUAUUGCUACAUGUUCUUUAAAUGUAUUAUUAAAAGAGCUUCUGAAUGUUUCCACCAGAACCCAAUGAUAAAUGGGUCUGAAAAGUUGAACGAAUUGGUAUGAAAAUAUGGAGAAAUUUGCGUUAGUGAUACUAAAGCCUAUGAUCAUAACGCGAAAUCCAACAGUCACAUAAUUUCCGUUGUUUCCUAUUAUAAGAAGAGAUGUCGACCAGGAAUAUCAUUUCAUAAUCAAAAGGGAUGAAACACGGUACGUGGAAUGGAUUCAACGGAUAAAAAUUGAAAAUCAUCCGGCUAAGCAGUUUAAAUUUCAGCAUGUCGAUAUUCUACUAAGUAAUUAUCAUCAAUUUUCACGUAUUAUUUUUUUCAGAAACAAAACGUUUAACUAAACUAUUAAUUUGUAUGGCUCGAACCUUGGCGAUGGUAAUUGAGGACAGGUUAAAAACUCUCAAGCCAUUAUUGUUCACCUGUUCAACACAAACGAGCAGCAAUUCAUUUAAUCCUCGACGACCAAACGAUUUUCUCCGGCAGCGAAAUUGAAAAUAUCGACAGAUCAAGAAAUCAUGUCUAUAUAUUUUUUAUCUGCUUCUAUAGAAAUUUCCCACCCUAAUUAAAAUAAACAUUAGAGAAAAUCAAUUUGAGUAUUUUAUGCGUCUGAAUAAACCACAAAAACGUAAACAUCGAUUAAAUUUUCUUCUACGCUUCAUCUGAUUCGCUACUCAAAAGUGUCGUUUGACUGACCGAUGAAAAAACACUUUCGUACGAAAACGAGGAUAGGGCAAUUCGUUCGAACGAACGAUGUUCGAAUGUUCGAACGGAUAGAUUUCUUUCGUACGAAACCAAGGAUACGAAUGAGGCAUUCUUUCGAACGUUUUGUGUUCGUUCGAAAACAAGAAUAAGGGUGUUUAUUUUUUUGGUUCGUUAAGUUAGUGUAUAGAAUAAUAUUAGGUGAUUAAUAGCAGUAAUAGACGAUAAUAUCUACUGUUUGCGCCACGCGGAGCGAGCGCAUACGUGUUGCGACAUGACCUGUCAUUCCAUUGCAUCACCCAGAGACGUGCGAAAGUGAGAUGAAAGCAGUAUCAACACAACAAACGAAUAUCACCCGAGCUAUCCGAGCGAAGCCGACAGGACAAAUACCCCACCAGAGCAGAACAUGAUCCAUUCCACGACGAUCCAUUUCGUUUGGAACACUAAUUUUCCGUACACCAGCCGAAACAAUUUCUAUCCUUUUCAUUCAAUCGCAUCACCGAGAGACGUGCGAAAGUGAGAUGAAAGCAGUAUCAACACAACAAACUAAUAUCACCCGAGCUAACCGAGCGAAGCCGACAGGACAAACACCCCACCAAUUUCAGGGAGUAUAAAAGUAGCAGAGCAGCAUAUGAUCCAUCUUUAUAAGUUUUUAUUCACCACGUGUAUUUAGAAACCAUUAGAGAAAGUUAUAGUGAAAAUUUGGACUUUGAAAACUAGUGUCGUUUUUUCCUACAGUAAAUUUAGUCAGACCCUUUCCAACCGGAGUACUAUAAGGAUUGAGAAAUGUGUACUGUGAAGAUGGCAUCCUCUUAUAAAAUUAAUUUAGAGAUGUGUUUAGAAGCGGUUAACAGUUUAAUUUCAACCAAGUGCCUAGAAUAUGAUUUCAAGUUAAAUUUUAAGAACAUGCAAGUAAUUUUGGAGCGUAUGGGAUUAGAUAAAACGAACUAUCCUAGUAUGAAGGUAAUCAAAAGCCUUCUAAUGAAACAUCGAAAAUCCGUAAAACGGUUUGCUCCUGAGAUUACUUUGCAGAAUUGUUGGGAUGCAGCGAAUGAUUUGAUCGCUAGAGAAGAGUUGGAUGAGCUAUUCGAAUUGAAUUCUAAGAAUCUGAAAGAAAUUCUUGUAGAAAUGGGAUUAAACGAAAAAUGCGCACCUAACUUAAAAAAAGUUAGGAAUAACUUCGCUUGUAAUCCAACAUAUAAGAAGUAUCGUGCAGAACGAAAGGUGAGAACCCUUAUAAUUGUUAUAAGCUUCCUGAAAUUAAUAAAACUAUUUUGAAAUUUUCAAUGUGAAAUCAUUUCCGCAGAAUAUUGAACAUUCAAUUGCCGCUGAAAGUCAUAACGUAAGUGUAAAAUAUCAAAUUGCUUUGAAAUAGUCACGCCAUACAGUAACUUCAAAUUUUUAUAGAUCGAUAAUUUCAAAGAAUGUUCUUUUGAGAAUGAAAGUGCCUGCUUGCCACAAGACUGCGUUGGAGUUCAUGAAGUAAGAUGACAUUUCUAUUUAUUAAUUCAUGUAUUAAUAGUUGUUAUUUAGCAGCUUUUAUUAAAUAAAACAGAUCAUAUGUCCGAAACAAACUCAUCUCCUUCACGUGUCGAAACAAGAACAUUAUCAUUUGUAUCAUUUGACACAAACGAUUUCGAGGAAUUGGCCGACUCUCAAAGUACUACUUUUGACGGCGUUGAUAAUACGGGAAAAGAUAACGAACAACCUCCAUUCGGAUUUUUAUUGAAAGGAACAGAUUUAUCGCGUGUCGAAAUAAAAUCAUUAUCCGUCGAGUUUCCUGCAAAAGUAUGUAAGAAAGGAAUGGAACUUAAUGCUCCAGAAAUUGAAUGUCGCAUUUUUGAAACAUCAGUAAGUCAAAUGCAAGAGAGAUCAACGAACGACAUGCAAGACUCGAUUGUUUCAUUUGAUACCAAUGAUCUUGAAGGAUCGACCAAAUCACAAGAUACUACUUAUAGCAGUGAUGUAGAUGUAACUGAACUUGUGUUCAAUACAACGGACUUUGAAAACCUACGAAAAGAGAUAAAAGAAAAAGGCAACAGUAACAGGAUCAAAUACAAUGUCAAGGUUGCGGAAUGUGGGGCAACUGCCACAAAAAGACUUUAUAGUGGUGCUUCAAUUUACGAGUGUUCUUUUUACAUCAACAAGAAGAACAUUGAAAUGUGUAAACAUUAUGAUCAACAUAAUAUAAUGCAAAGCAAAACCAAGGUUGGCGAUGCUAAAUAUAAGCAACAAAAGCAUAGAAGGCCUUUUAUAGUGGCCUUAGAAGAUUUGUUAAAAAUCAAAUAUGAAGAAUUCAAUAUCUAUUGUAUAAUCAAUAUAAAUUCUCAUAAUUGCAACAAAUCUGGCUGGCUAUUUUAUGGUGUCUGCGCUCACAAGACCUGCAGAUCUUAUCGUUUCAAAAUUGUUUCUGUUACGGAUGGUGAUAACAUAUAUAAAGUCGAUGUCUAUGUUAAUGUCGCUAUGACCCUGAUACACGGGGAAAACCUGAAAGCGGCAUAUUGCAAAGGAGUAAAAAGAAACAUAAAUAUGAAAAAACUGCAGCUCCAAAAACCACUUGAAUUACGAACUAAGUUGAUCAACGAAAAGAAAAAAAGGGAACCAUUCGAGAAGGUAGACAUUGUCAGCAAAAAUGUAUUGAAAAAAAUUAGCAGUGAAGCUAAAUCGAAGCUUAACAGGGAUAUUGAUGAUUUUCAAGAUUUGAUAAAAAUGUCUGAGGAUAACGGAUCUUAUAUCAAAAAUGUGUUUAGAAAGCCCUUUGGUGUAAUUUGUUUUAAUACAAAAAUGUUCAAAGAGCUGAGAAAAAACAAGACUUACAGUCCUAUUUUCUACAUGGAUGGUACUGGAUCGGUUGUACGAUAUUCAAAAGCUGAGAAGCGUGUUCAAAUAUAUGUUUUGGUCGCAUACAAUUACCGGUCAAAUUUUAGUGUACCCGUAACAACCUUUGUGACUGAAAGCCAAAAAACAGUAGACUUCCACAAUUGGUUGAAUAUAUUUCGUGCUUCGUACGAGUCAGGCAGCUCUAUGAAUAAAUUGAAUAAAAUAGCGAGAAUUGUUAGUGUUGAUUGGAGCUGGUCACUGAUUGGUGGAUUGAUACGGGCUCUUAAUAAUCAACACCAUACACUACCAGAGUAUAUCCGAGAUUGUUAUAAAGUUUGCAUAAGAGAACUCAAUCUCAAUUUCACUAUCAUUCAUUUAUGCUACAGUCAUUUCAUGAAUGUAGUUUCUAAGGACUUGAAAUCUGCUCCAAUCAACAUAAAACAUAAGUUCAUGGACUGUAUGCGAUUGGCUGUACGUGCUACAAACUUAGUGGACUUAAUCGAUCUGUUUAUCAUUAUGACAUGCAUUUUUGGAUCUGCAAAUGAGAACCGAAUGCUUGAGACAUCACUAAAAGAACUAGAUGCAAAAAUUAAUGAUAGAACAAGCUUCGAUUCAGAAAGCGCUGGUAAAUUUGAUUAUACUGGCAUCGGUGAACCAGAAAUUCUAAAAAAAGAUGAGGACAAAAUCUUCUUGGGAUCGCCUUUUUAUGCGUUGUUAAAAGAAACAUUUGAAACAACAUUAAAACAAAUAGAUGAUCUCAGCCAAGGAUCACAGAACCCACUGUAUUUCAAAGGAUUCUUGGAAGAUGUCGCCUUGAAAAAAUACAUGCCUGUGGUUUGUUUGUGGUCAAAUAUAAUAGUAUCUCAAAUUGACUCGAAUCCGGAUACUAUUUCAAACGCAAGGGUUGAAAGCUUCUUCCGAACAUUGAAACACAAUGUUAUGAAAGGUCAGCUCUACGAAAGAAUAACACAUUUUCUUCGAAAACUACAAUCGUAUAUUGAAUCUCUGUUCCACUUUUCCGACUUUGACAUUGAAGAUAUAUACGCUACUGAUAAAGGAAUAAGUAAUGCUAAAAAACGUCAAGAUGAUAGAAUCGCAGAAUAUGACAGAUUUGUCGGAAACGUAGAAGACAUAGAGGACGAAUGGCAUAGUCCAUACUUUCAAAAAGAUGCUUCAACCCACUUGUUCAAGAAGAAAAAGAAGCAGGAAACUAACAGCUUAAACACACAACUUGAACAAUCAACACAGAAGCACCCAGAUUCAAAGGAAAACAGUGAUAACAACAGAAAAAGAUCAUUAGAAGAAGAUUUAGAAACUACCUGUAAUCUGUCCUCUAUUCAUCAUUUCAUUGACAAAGGAUUUGAAUUUCCAGUUACCACCAAAUGGUAUUUCGGUGAGUUUCCUUCAGAAUAUGAGAGCAUAGGAGUAAGUAGUAUGAUUGUAAGCUCAGAAAUGCUUCAAACGCUCGAUGCACAUACAUAUAUGGAUGGAGAAACCUUAGAUGCGAUAAUUGCAGUGGCCAUAAAAGAAUGUGAGGUCGAAAGCGUAAAAUUGGUAUCAACUUACAUGUCGAGAAACUUGUUUGAUACAACUCAACUAAAAGAAGUAUUGGAUAGGAAACGAGAUUAUGUUUUACCAGUUCUAACCAAUACAUCGGGAGUAUGGGUGGUUCCUUUGAAUGUUAGAGCUGGGCAAGCACCCACCAAGCAAGUUGGAAGAGGGAACCAUUGGGUUCUCUUCAUUGCUGAUUUUAUGAAUAGAGAAACUUUUUAUUUAGAUCCUCUCGAAACAGCAUCCCCAUAUUUGAAGGACGUACAAGAAGAAUUUUUGAAGGCAGUAAGCUCUAUUCGGAGACUUAAAAAUCAACCAUUUGAUUCAACCAAUUGGCAAAGCGGCUCGAAAAAUAUUGCGCACGACAAGCAAAACGACGACUACAACUGUGGUGUAUAUGUAGCUAAAUAUGCACAAAACUUUCUUUUGAAGAAACCGUUGACCGGGCUAGGAAACAUGGAUUCUGAGAGGAAACAAAUCAAAAUAAAACUCCUAAAUACAGCAGUAAUAAAAAUUUGUUUAUACUGCAGCAGCUUGAAAUCACUAAUUUUGUCAUGUCAAUCAUGUGGACGGAGGUGUUGCAGUAGAUGCGCCCCAAAUAUGGUGCUAAAAAUUCCAUCUACAAAACAAUGUGAAAUAUGUUCGAAAAUUAAAAUGAUAUAAUUUUUAAGUCUCAUCAAUAAAUUUUUAUAUUACCUUUUAACUUGAAGUAUUUUUAUUUGUCCAGUUUGAGUCCUUUCAGAAACGAGAUAGAAUCCUGUCGUCUAAGUCAAAAAUGAAAAAAUUGUCAUUCCAUCGGCUACAAAAAAUAGUUGCCAUAAACCUCAACCAUUCGCGUGGAUUUUUUUUUAAAUUUUAAAUGGUUCCUAUGAUCAGAUAGGUCAAUUCCAACACUC
This is a messenger RNA of Toxorhynchites rutilus septentrionalis, 7921 nucleotides long. RefSeq lists its product as uncharacterized. NCBI's taxonomy places the organism in Eukaryota, Metazoa, Arthropoda, Insecta, Diptera, Culicidae. The coding region runs from base 4215 to 7688 and encodes 1157 amino acids. The record is from RefSeq and is a predicted model, not a curated record. The transcript has 2 exons. Gene Ontology annotation, molecular function: cysteine-type peptidase activity. Gene Ontology annotation, biological process: proteolysis.